Molecule: messenger RNA, 879 nt
Organism: Oncorhynchus masou masou (cherry salmon)
Lineage: Eukaryota; Metazoa; Chordata; Actinopteri; Salmoniformes; Salmonidae
Product: protein SYS1 homolog
Exons: 3
Coding region: 1-471 (156 amino acids)
Biological process (GO): Golgi to plasma membrane protein transport; protein localization to Golgi apparatus; Golgi to endosome transport
Cellular component (GO): Golgi membrane; trans-Golgi network
Source: RefSeq, a predicted model, not a curated record
AUGGGCAGUCAUUUCCGCAGUUACAUCUGGGACCCGGUCCUCAUUUUGUCUCAGAUUGUGUUGAUGCAAUGCAUCUACUACAGCUUCCUGGGUUUGUGGCUGGCUGUUGUGGACAGUCUUGUACAAACCAACAGAUCACUGGACCAGAUCUUCAGUUAUGAGGUUCUUGGAUUUGCAACAAUGCAGGGCAGACUCUCAAUGAUGGCGUUCAUCUUGAACUCACUUACCUGUGCCCUGGGCCUGUUGUUCUUUAUCCGCCGAGGGAAGCAGUGUCUGGACUUCACUAUCACCGUGCACUUCUUCCACAUGAUAGGCUGUUGGCUCUACAAUGCCCACCUCCCGGCGGCCCUGUCCUGGUGGCUGGUCAACGUGGCCUGCAUGGCUCUGAUGGCCGUGAUUGGAGAGUACCUAUGCAUGCGGACUGAGCUCAGGGCCAUCCCAGUCAACAGUGGACCUAAGUCUAACCUUUGACUGCUGACCACCUGACCUGACCCCACUCUGUGACUCUGGCUCAUUCCCUGUGAAUUGUUCACUGACAGUAUUCUGCCCAGUAUGAUGUAGGGUAUGACAUUUGUGCCCAAAGACUUGGUUGGACUGGGAUGUCAGCUGCUAUAACGCAGUAGUUGGAUCUAGAGACAGAGAUGCUCCAAGUUGGAACAUUGCACACCUCUCAAUAGAUUCAAGGACUUGGAAAUUAACUGAAAUGGUGCUGGUUGCUGUAUUUAUUUGUAAACAUGUACUACCUGUCUCACAGUGAAUGCUAACUUUUUCCUCGACCCACUAAGAUAUCACUUGCUUUGAGACAGUUCGAAGCAGAGUUUAGUUUGUCCUACAAAGAGCUUAAUGGUUUCAUGAUUUGAUUAAAUAAUGAUGACAUCA